Mustela erminea (ermine) is the source of this 2109-nucleotide messenger RNA. RefSeq names its product heat shock protein family A (Hsp70) member 14 (gene HSPA14). The coding region runs from base 174 to 1703 and encodes 509 amino acids. The record is from RefSeq and is a predicted model, not a curated record. The transcript is spliced from 14 exons. Gene Ontology annotation, biological process: cellular response to unfolded protein; protein refolding. NCBI's taxonomy places the organism in Eukaryota, Metazoa, Chordata, Mammalia, Carnivora, Mustelidae. Gene Ontology annotation, cellular component: cytoplasm; ribosome. Gene Ontology annotation, molecular function: misfolded protein binding; ATP binding; ATP-dependent protein folding chaperone.
GCGAAACCUUCACGCUGAUUGGUGGCGACGCGGGAGGCCGCAGCGGAUGGACCGGACGCAGUGGGCGGGCGGGAACGUGAAGUUUCCGCGGUGCCUGAUGGGGCUGUUCCGAGGCCCGAAGCUGUUGCCACAGGGAGACCACUCGUUACUGUUGCCGCCUUCUCUGCCGCCUCAUGGCGGCCAUCGGAGUUCACCUUGGCUGCACAUCAGCCUGCGUGGCCGUCUAUAAGGAUGGCCGGGCUGAUGUGGUUGCAAAUGAUGCAGGUGACAGAGUUACUCCAGCUGUUGUUGCUUACACAGAAAAUGAAGAGGUUGUUGGAUUGGCAGCAAAACAGAGUAGAAUAAGAAAUAUUUCAAAUACAGUAAUGAAAGUAAAGCAGAUCCUUGGCAGAAGCUCUGAUGAUCCACAGGCUCAGAAAUACAUCAAGGAAAGUAAAUGUUUAGUCAUUGAAAAAAAUGGAAAGUUACGAUACGAAGUAGAUACUGGAGAAGGAACAAAGUUUGUUAACCCAGAAGAUGUUGCCAGACUGAUAUUUAGUAAGAUGAAAGAAACAGCACAUUCUGUACUGGGCUCAGAUGCAAAUGAUGUAGUUAUUACUGUUCCAUUUGAUUUUGGAGAAAAGCAAAAAAAUGCUCUUGGGGAAGCAGCCAGAGCUGCUGGGUUUAAUGUUUUGCGGUUAAUCCAUGAACCAUCUGCAGCUCUUUUGGCUUAUGGAAUUGGACAAGACUGCCCCACUGGAAAAAGCAAUAUUUUGGUUUUUAAACUUGGGGGAACAUCCUUAUCUGUCAGUAUCAUGGAAGUGAACAGUGGAAUAUACCGUGUUCUUUCAACGAACACUGAUGAUAACAUUGGAGGUACACAUUUCACAGAAACCUUAGCACAGUACCUAGCUUCAGAGUUUCAGAGAUCCUUCAAACAUGACGUGAGAGGGAAUGCCCGAGCCAUGAUGAAGUUGAUGAACAGUGCUGACAUUGCAAAGCAUUCUUUGUCAACCUUGGGAAGUGCCAAUUGUUUCCUUGACUCACUGUAUGAAGGUCAAGAUUUUGACUGCAACGUGUCCAGAGCAAGAUUUGAACUUCUCUGUUCUCCACUUUUUAAUAAAUGUAUAGAAGCAAUCAGAGGACUCUUAGAACAAACUGGAUUUACAGCAGAUGAUAUCAACAAGGUUGUCCUUUGUGGAGGGUCUUCUCGAAUGCCAAGGCUACAACAACUGAUUAAAGAUCUCUUCCCAACGGUUGAGCUUCUGAAUUCUAUCCCUCCUGAUGAGGUCAUCCCUAUUGGUGCAGCUAUUGAAGCAGGGAUUCUUAUUGGGAAAGAAAACCUUUUAGUGGAAGACUCACUUAAGAUAGAGUGUUCAGCCAAAGAUAUUUUAGUUAAGGGAGUCGAUGAAUCAGGAGCCAACAGUUUCACAGUAUUAUUCCCAUCAGGGACUCCUUUGCCAGCUCGAAGACAACACACAUUACAGGCCCCUGGAAGAUUAUCUUCAGUAUGCCUUGAACUCUAUGAGUCUGAGGGAAAAAACUCUGCAAAAGAGGAAGACAAGUUCGCACAGGUUGUACUCCAGGAUCUAGAUAAAAAAGAAAAUGGAUUACGCGAUAUAUUAGCUGUUCUUACAAUGAAAAGGGAUGGAUCUUUACAUGUGACAUGCACAGAUCAAGAGACUGGAAAAUGUGAAGCAAUCUCUAUUGAAGUGACAUCUUAGUGCUCUAGAGAAACCCGGAGUUUUUUUUAGAACUAGACUAUCAAUAUUCUUUGGUUUUGUUUACAAGUGAUGUUUAUAUUAAAAUACUUUUUGAAUGAAUUGUAUAUGUUUCUAUUAAAAUACAAUAUAUUAGUAAGUGCUGCAACCUUUUUUUGUUUUCCAUUUAAGAUGGGAAAUACAAGGUCCUUUAUUAGUGGGAAAUAUAAGGAACUUUUUCUAUCAUGAAGCUAUUUAGAAUUAAAUUGAGUGAAUCGAAGGAAAUUUUACUGGAAAUUUAACAAUGUUUUUUAAAUUUUGUUCUAUAACUUUAAAUUUGGAGAAGUCUCAUUAAUUCUUACUAGAUUAAUGAACUAGGAACAAUUUACAAGUGUUUGAUAUUAAAUAAAAUUAGAGAGUCAUGUGCAAA